AAUGAUAUAAAUAUUUAUUUAUUUAUUUAUUUAUUUUAAUAUGAAUAUCUAUUAAAUGAGAAUUCAUAUUCAUAUGAUUUUAUGAUCAUUUGUAUUUUGUUAUAAAAAAAAAAGUUAAACCAUUGCUCACAAAUCUUAAAUGUGAGAUUGUUUUUAACAAUUUUAGUAAUUUAUAGUCGUUUAAAAAAAUUCAGAAUAUAACAUUUAAGAAAAAAAUAGAUUUUAAUUAUAUAAUUAAUUGAGUGUUUAAUUUCUUUUAAUAAUAUAAAAAUUAAAUAUAAAUUAUGGAGGAGACAAAAACUUAUUAUCAAAUCUUAAUUAUUCAAAAUCAUUAAUUGUCAUAUAUAUGUUAAUUAUAUUAGGUAAUUACAUGUGUUACAAAAAAAAAGGUAAUUACAUAGCUUUGAUUUUAAAAAAAAAAGAAUGAAGAAUAUUUUUUGUAUACUAUUAAUCAAUUUGAUAGUUAAUUUAAUAAAAAUAUAAUAUAUAUUUAGAAGGAUUAAUUUAUUUCUCUAAAUAUUCUAAGAAUCAUUAUAGUAAUGAUAUGUGACCAUUUCAAAUAUUAUAAUAUUUUUUAAUUAAUAUAUAAGGGAUUAUAUUUGGAUGUUUCAACAUUAAUCGUAAACUUGAUAAAACUAUUGACAAUUCCGUCAGACACUCCAACAAUAUUUAAAAAUAAAAAUUUGUUAUGUAUUCUCUUCAAUACGACUCUACCCAAAUGUGCCAUUGUAUUUUUUACCGCCUGUUUUUUGCAUGAGAUGAAUAUAGCUUCGGAGAAGUAGACAAAUUCUGUACUUCUUUUAGCCAGUCGUGGGUGUGUUAGUUGAGUUCUGACUAAGGGUGGAGUGCUUCCUUUCCACUGCUGAGUAGUACCCUGUUUUUGAAUAUCUACGAGUUGGAUCCAAAAGAGAAUUUUGUAUAGAAAGUCUAGAUUUGGCCUCGGUUUUCCAUUGAUCUAGAGCCACAAUCUAGGUUUUCACCAUCCAAGGACCUUGAUGCAGAACAUGAUUGAGGCAUCUUUUUUCACUCUUGAAGAUGAAAUGAAUUCGGUUUAAUAUAUUUGCUGUCCAUACUAUAAUAUUGUAGGCUCUUUGUAUAUGUUUCAUUUGUUUUUUUUUUUCAAAUACAAUUUUUUUUUGUUUGAGAUGUUAAUAUUGUUAUCUUACUAAAAAGCGGUUUAGCGAUAAAUAAAGGAAGACAAUAGAUAGAACAAAGAGUUGAUUACACUAUAGGUCACAUUCUGAAUUUGCCUUACAUUCAAAGGCACAUUCCACAUUAGAGGCACUUUUUCUUGGUUGAAGUUAAAUUUCAGACAAUAAUGCCCUUAAUGAAAGGAGAAGGAAAUCGAUUUGUUUUCAAGAGAGAGAAAUUGUGUUUCCAAAAAUGACUUUUAAUUAUUAUUAUUAUUUAGUAUACAUCUUAAUGUUUUGUUUUGUAUAUUUUUAAAAUUAAAGGUAUAUAUAACUAAUUUAUUGAUAUGAUAAAUUAUGUUUUUUUAUUCUCUAUAAUUUGAUAUCCACUUUGAUAUGUUUUUUUGUAAUAUUUUAAAAUCUAUACACAAUGAUUGUAACGUGUGGAUGUGGACGUUAACAUGUACACAUAUUAAAAGAAUGCUAAUUCAAGUUUGUGGAUAUAGAAACUAAACUAGUAUACGUUCUGUUAAUAUAUUACAUAGGGAUAUAUUGUCAUACAGGUUGUGGAUGAGCACUGCUAUCAUACACAAUAGAGCAUGGUUGAGGAGAUGCAUGCGCAAUGUGACUGUCCACAAGGGAAGGUGUUGACAACGCAUGUGUGGACAUGGUCUGUGUAUACAGCGAUCUAAUUUCAGGUUCCAGAGAAACAAAUCAUUUAUGAUAAAACCAUAAACAACACAACCAUCCACGAUACUUUCAUCUGUAAUAGUUGUCCACAAAGCUCUCAUCCACGAUGCUUCCAUACACAAUGAAUCCAUCCACAUUGAACUUCUUUCAUCUUAUUUUCAUGUGGACGAGUUCAUAUCAAACAUUUUUUUUCUUCAAUUUAUAUAUUUUCUGCUUUUCCUUAAACUUACAAUUUUGGUGAAUAAAGUUUGUUUUGUGUACAAGAAGUUUGAUAAAAAAAAACAUUUUGUGUAUAAAGUUUCAUGGACAAGGUUCCAUGGACAAAGUUUCGUGGACAAGGUAUAUUUAAUUGUAGAUGCAAAAAAAUAGAUGGUCGUUUUGUGAAGUCAAUAACAAAAAAUCUGGAUUCUUUUUUUGUUUAUUUUAAUUUUCGAAUUGAUAAAGUGGGAAGAAAAAAAGAGAUGGCCCACAUGUUGUUUUAGUAACUCAAUUGAACGAUAGAUAGUUUUGUCUUUAGUUGGAGGAUAUUAAUGUCUUUCAUACACUAUAAUGUAUGUCUCAAGUGCAAAGUGGCUUGAAAUGUAAUAGCAAACUCAAAAAGUGCCUCAGAAGGUAAAUUUUUCUAGAACAAAUGUUUAGCCCGUGGCGUGAAAAAAAUAAAGCAAAAGUAAAAAGGAAAAAAAAAGAGAAAAACAAAAGAGAAAAGAAAGGAGCGGUAAUAAAAAGUAGCGAGAAAGCCAAUUAAUACAAACAAUAAUCUGUUUUUAAUUCUUUUUCAUCUCAAAUGCCAUUUUCAUUUAUCUUCUUAUCUUCCUUUACAAAAAAAUAUAAAAAGAUAAAAAAAAACCAUUUCGAAAAGCUCACCUUCUCUUUCUUCUUCCUUUAAAACCUCACUUAGCCAGCCUUUCCCGUUGACAAAGGCAACCCUCAUACUCUCUUUCUCUCCCUCUCCUUUACUCUCUCUCUCUCUUCCUCUCCCUCUCCUUUAACUUUCUCUCUCUAAAUGGAUGCUCUUAGCUUUGUGAAAUUUUGGCUAACCAAUAACACCAACGGCAAUAAACCCCGCCGUGAAAUCAGAAUCUCAGAAUCCGCCGUCGAAUCCUCUACCGCAUUGGGAGACUCCGAAGUUGAUCUCUGCGAAGAAGACGAUUCUUUCUUCGAGCUCGAGAUCUCUCUCUCCGACUUCUCCUUAAAGAAAAACAAAAUUCCUGAAGAAACAGAAGAAAAACAGAACACGUUCCCUGUCUCCAAAAGCAAAGUCCUCCCUUUCGUCGAAACCACCUCGAAACCUCAAUCUCCAAUCACUCUCCUACAACCCAGUGAAAAGCUCCGUGCUUUCUCCUUCAAGAAGUCAACGACGACGGAGAAGAAAGAACCCAACAGCAGAAGCCUCAACGUAAGGUUCAGAUUCGAAGACGAGACAACGAGGUGUGAAGACUCUGCUUCCUCUGUUCCUUCCUCCUCAAAGAGAUUCUUUGAUCUCAUCAAGCCAUUGUACAAUAAAACAACGAAAAAACAGAGCAUCAACAGUGUGUCCACUUCUCCGGCGUCUUCACCGGCGGCGAGAGAGAAACAGAGGAGUAAUAUUACUCGAAGUGUGAGGAGACAACUUGGGAAGAGCCGGUCGGCGUCUGCGACUGUCGGAGCCAUGUCUCCGGUGAAGAGACUCGACGAGUCUUUACAAGUGCAACAAGAUGGGAUUCAAAGUGCGAUUCUCCACUGCAAGAAAUCGUUUCACGGGUCGAGAGAAUCUUCUAUGUUGUCCCGAUCUACUAGUGAAUCUUCCUCACAAGAGAAGCUCAGUACUUCGUCUUCUGAAGAUUCGUAUUUGUUUUCAAGAAUGUCAAGCGAUUCAAUGUCGGAGAAAUCAAUCGAUAGUCUGACUUCAAUCAAGGAACAGAGGGAGAAGAUUAGCGAUUAGCUUUAAUUUUGUCAUAAGAAAGAAAAAGAAAAUUAGAUCGGUCCAUCGGAGGAAAUUUAGUCUUUUAAAAAUUAUUGUAAAAAAACGUAGUUUGAAGUGGUGAAUGGUGAUGAUGAUGGCAAAACAGACAAAUCUUGUUGCAGGAUCAGCAGAGUCUCAGAUUAGUGAUGGCUCUUUCUUUUGCCUUUGUAUUGUGAUGGAUCAUUAUGUGAAUCCUGACACCUAGAAAUUUUAAAAAAUAUGGCAAAUAUUUAUUUAUUACAUAUCUCUGUCGUCUUCGUCUGUCACGCAGCUGAGCUCACAAAUGUGUCAUAUUUCAGUU
Messenger RNA from Brassica rapa (field mustard), 4063 nucleotides. RefSeq names its product probable membrane-associated kinase regulator 5. Lineage: Eukaryota; Viridiplantae; Streptophyta; Magnoliopsida; Brassicales; Brassicaceae. The record is from RefSeq and is a predicted model, not a curated record. Gene Ontology annotation, cellular component: plasma membrane.